GAUGCACUUUGCGAGUCGCUGUAGGGGCGCCGUCCGGCAUGUCUUGUUUACGAUGAGGACGGGAUAUUAGCCAGCGCGCUAUCCACACUCCUCCGAACAACCCUCCCCACCGCAGACAACAAGAUAAGGAAGACAGACAGGGGAGAGAGAGAGAGAGAGACAGCAAGGGAAUGUUGACUUAUCCCUCUGACUCGCUCCCUCAAGUAGUUUGUCCAAUGGAUGAAGAUGCUAUCCCCCCAAACCCUUUCUGUAGUGCACCCCCUCACAGUGAACCUCAACCACCUCUCCUCCCCCUUUCCUCCGUCACUCCCAGCUGCGAGCACGAUGGAAUAUCUGGCAUCAGGAGGAGCGGACGAAUUCAAGGGGUUAGAGAUCGGACUCCCAGAAAGCAGAUCCACAAGGACAGCAGGGCAGCUCACAGACCGUCAAGGCAAAACCCGUCCCCCGCCAAGAGGGAGAGGGUGAGCAGCAUGGUGCAAGUAUCACAAUCCCUGUCCGUGAAGCUGCGGAGAGAUGAUAAACAUGCACAAGACAUCCAAAACAAGGAUGAACUUGAUUUUGAAGAUGCAUCAGAGUGCCCAACUAAACAUGUGGACCGCUCAAAUGAGAACACAAACGCCUCUGCCACAAAAACUGUAGAUGAAGAGACUGCUGGGAAUACCGCACAAGAUAAUGACGCCUCUCAAUUAAACCUCCCCAAAUCAGACAUGGAUACGUGUGGAGAUUUGGCUGUUGAAAAUGCUUCUGCCAUGAAGAGUUGGGUGAUUGGCCCAUUGUUCCAGUCAUUCAAGUCAAAGAUGGCCAGUUUCACAGAGAUCGUCAUGAGUCCUGUUAAACUUUUCAAAGCCAAUAGUCCUCCCCAUUUUAAAGACCAUCCCGACAAACUCAACCAGGAAGAGCUGCAAGCCACCGCAGCAUCUAGUGGUGAACACUCAGAUCCCAGCGAGAACAGGAAUGAGGACAGUGAAGCUGACCAGCGGAGCUCCUCGUCUCCGAUAUGCUUCAGUGAUGCAGGAGGUGGAGGAGAUCUCAAAACUGUUGCUCUUUUACACUCUGAGAAUUUACUGUCAGAUGUGGGUUUAUCAGCACACAGCUCACAACAGGUGGAUGAAUGUGCAUUGCCUGAGAAAGAAACAAACACAAACGAUUCUGUGCCUUUGCAACACAGUUCCUUGCCCUUCAGUGAUUUUGAGAAAACUUCAGAAUCCUAUAAAUCUGAUCUUAGGUCCUCCUCUGCACGGUUUCAGCCAUCUGACAAUUCAAGUGCCUUACAAGAGUCAAAGUUGAAGAUGUCCGCCAAAAUGGAGGAGCAGAAGCGUAAACGAGCUGCUCAGCCGAAGCCACUGCCUAGAAAACGCGCCGGCAAUAAAUCUGCAUUACACAAGAGUUCACCCGAUAUUUUUCCAUCUGAAGUUAAGGAGGAAGUGUCUGACCCUGGGACAAAUGGCAUACAUUCAAUCGAAACAAACAUCAGUAACCCAUGUGAUAAUGGAAAAUCUCAGUCAUCGUCACCCUCGGUCUAUUAUACUCCACCAGAUACGGAGGUCUGUCUUCCACAUGGUGACGAUGAUGACAGGAAAAGAGACAUUGGCUCUGUUGUCAGAAAAAGCCUGCGGAAUAACUCAAGGGGUGUUGGUGUGAAUGACAGUACACUGAAGUCCCCCCUUGAUGUUCAGCUUGUUCAAAAGCAGCAAUUAGAGUGUAAACUAAAGACUGAGUCUGUAGAAAGUUCAGCUGCAAGUCUUGGGAAAGCAAAGAGGAGACUGAAACUGGCUUCUCCUUCAGAUAUUGAACCAGAUUUGGUGAAAAGGAAAAGACUUGCAGAUAAACAUAAAAAGGAUCCAAAAAGUAGGAGUGUGGCUGCAGAUAGUGACAUAUUCAAAGAGUCAAAACCACCAAGAAAUGAAGCUGUAUCAACAAAUACCGUCCUAGAUAUGGAAAUAGUGUUGAAUCCUGCUAGAACAAGGCUGCUUCUUUCAGCAGGCAUGAAAAGGAAAGGCAAAGAUGGGCACACAGAGACUGAAAAUCCCUCUGGUACUGUGCUGGUUUGCUCACUGGAUAAGAGCAAUGGCAUAUCAGAGAACAACCAAAAGGACAACGUGAAAUCGAGAGCCAGUGGUUCAAAGAAAAGGCUCAAGAAAAGUGCCAGUGUUAGAGUUAGUGAACCUGACAUGAACACGGACAGCAUGGACCUGGAAACCACUGUGACAACAGAGGUCCAGGAGCCGUUGUUGAAGGAUCUUGUUGAGCCUUUAGCUGCAAAGCUUUGCAGACCUCAGUUCGUAUCCAGAGCCCAGCCAAAGUCUGUUCGCAAAAAGAAGGAUGUUUCACCGGCGUUGAGCAUGGAGCCGUCCCAGAGCCCAAGUGAGUUGAUGAAUCUGUGCAGAGGACCACUUAAACGGAAAUCACAAAAGCAGGAGAGUUCAACUUCAGAGCCAUGCAGCACUUUGGUUUCUACCUCUUCAGCAGAAUUCACUCCCACAGAUUGGAAUUCCUCUGAGCUUCUUCACAAGGAGGAAAGCCUGAAAACAGGACUGAGGCAGCUGUCCAAGAGGCUCAAGAAGGAUUGUGUGAGAUCUGUGAAAUCUAAUGAGUCGAAUGACUCACAAUUGACAAAGACAAGCAUGGAUAACUUUGAUGAUACAGUCACAGAAGGUCAGUCCAAAGAUAAAAUCACUGGCGAAUCUCUGCCUUUUGAAAUGUCAUCAGCGGAAAAUAAUCAGCAGGCUUCACCCUCUCCACCUUAUUCAGACUGUUUUGUAAGCUUAAAUACAUAUGAAACAAAGCGUGACAGAGUACGCACAAGAAACUCUCGGAAAAAAAGGAGCACAGGCUCUCUGUCAAAUGAGGAAUUUCCCACUGAUCUUGAUGCCACUAAACCUAGUCAGGACAUGACUGUAGAUGAGAUAAAGGACCUUGAUAAGGAUGAGUCUUGUACAUACAGGCUCAGCAUGAGUGCAUUAGAGCUAAAGCACAGUGCGAGAAGGGUGAAAAAGAGGAGAAUAGACAACCAAAGGAGAAAGUGCAGAGUUUUGCAUAGUAAAAUACAUGCAGCUGAAGUGGAGAUGAGCUCAGUCACAAGCGAGGAUGUAGACUUGUUCAGAACAGGGUCAUCAGAUAUCGGCAGCUCCUCUAGGUGCUUGUUACGCAGCUACUCCUGCCCAGAGAUCCCCUCCCUCCUCCACCAGGAAACACAGUUGAACUCCUCCCUACAUUCACCACAGCACGGCAGGAUCCACACUUCUCACCAGCACCAGUCGUGCCACAUUCCUCCCAUCCCUCAAGCCCCUGUAUCCCCACGGCGGACUCGCCGACACACCGUCUGCAGCGUGGAGGUGGAGCGGGAGAUCGCCCCUCUCUGUCUUCGUAAGGAGGUGUACCCAUCCAGAAGAUCUGCUCCCUAUGGCAGCAUCACCCAGCACCUGCCGACCAGUGUUCCCCUUUCUCCCAGCUCGUCUCUCUCAGCUCUGGCCUCCUGUUUUCUGUCAAGCCCCCUGGCGUUCCUCUCCAAGAAACUGGAGAACAGAGGAGCUGCCACUGGCAGUAGCAGCUACGGCCAAGUUUCCUCUCCCUCCUCCUCCAGUGUUUUCACAUCAUCAUCCCCAUCCAGCUCCUCUGCUCGGCACCUUCCAGGAUUUCUCACAAGAACUGACAGCUCUGCUGCGACAGGGUCCUCCAUUUGCAGUGUGAUUCCUUUGGAUUGUGAGAUUGAGACAAGGAAGCAGAUCGAGGAGGAUGAAGAUGGAGAAGACACAAGCUGUUCCAGUCAGGAGUUUGAGGAUGUCGCGUUAAGAGAGGAAAAGGCUCUGUCUGAUUCUGAAAUAAAGGUGGUGCAGAAGCAUGAGGAACGAGGGAAGGUGUCGUCCAUUAGAAUUCGCAAAGCUUUACCAAAACCUCAGAACAAUCUGACACCCAUGGGCCUGCCCAAGCCCAUCAGGCUGAAAAAGAAGGAGUUCAGUUUGGAAGAAAUUUACACCAACAAGAAUUUCACCAAGCCCCCUGAAAGUCGGCUGGAGACGGUAUUCGAGACACCGCUCAGUCGUCGGAACGGUUCUCAGUGCCUGUUCGGUCAGAGGCGUGUGAAGCGUUUUGUGGAGUUCCCGGAGGUGGGCGUGGCCAGAAAACCAAAGAAGCCUCUUGUUGGUAGCGGGAAGGCAGGGGCUUCCACCUCCAGGCCGAGGAGAGGGGGCUACAGCAACCCGAAAGAUGAGCCGUCCAUCAGCGUGCAGGAACUGGACUCUCUGCUUUGCGCCAAGCUGGACCAGCUGGACCUGUGGUUAUCGUUUGAUCAGAGCGACAGCUGACAAACGCCUGGAAAAGCAUGAUCAAGUUUGGCUGCCAAAAAUGUCACGAGAUAAGAACACUUUUUGUAACCCUUUUUAGAAAGCUAUAUUUCCCUUUCUUUACAGCACUAAGAUUCACAUUAUCUUGUGAAUCUUCUGGUGCCCCCUUUUUUUCUGACUCAGCACAGUCUAGUUAUUCAUGUUGUGGUGAAAAUAUUUAUCGAAGAGCUAUAUUUUCAUCGUGUAGCGUUUUUAGCCUCCAAGUUAAAGACAGCAGCAUAGUAACGUAAACGUAUUGCUUCAUAGAUGUUGUUAAUACAUGUAUUUGUUCAGAUGUGUUAUAACCUGCUACUGUUGUUCCCUCUGCACUUAAACCUCAGCCGUCCACUUUGCACACAGCCGUGCUUCCCUCACCAUGUGGAAUAUCUGACCCUGUCCAUAAAUGCAUCAUCAUCGCUGUAAACGCAUACAGAAUCAGAAGGAAUUUUUAUGUUUUUUUUUUUUUUUUUCCAUCUCAACCUACGCAGACAUAAAUUUACACUAUCUUCUUAGGAGAAAGGUGAGAACCUGUGCGCUCCCGUUAAGAUGACGCUGUUGUUAUGCAAAUCAUAAUGCAGAUUGCUUGCACCCAGUUGAUCCUAAUGGAGAGGAAGCAAUGCUUUGGAUUUGGAUUUUGAUCUUGCAGCUUCAUCAUAAGUUAUGUUCCAAAGGCAGCUUUUUUUUUUUUUCUCUUAUUUUCCUUUUGCUAAGAAACGCUGAGCAUGAACAUGCCUUCAAGAGAUUUUUGUGUUGAUUUAAUGCAGCUGUUUGUUUUUUUUUGUUUGUUUGUUUGUUUGUUUUUUUGUUUCCCAGCCAUCGUGUCAAAAUGUGUAAAAGUCCAUGAGUUGUUUUAUUUAGGUACAGUGUAUCUGCCAGCGUCUCCCAAGUAGCAUGGAAAGUUCAGUGCAAGUCGUUUUAUUCAGCUCAGGGCAAACUCCGUUCAAAUUUUGUGUCGUGACAUCUGAAGAGGUUUUUUUUUUUUUUUUUUUUGGCUGUAUAAAAACUAACAUGGAAAACUUCAUGCCACUCCAGAGAGCAUUUCCGUCCUGCAGUGGAAAUGUUCAUAUGCCACUGCUGGUUGGUUUGUUUUGUGACCUUUUUUAUAACCUGUGAGUCUCUCUGGAUCGUUGUUUCUGUGAUAUUUAUAUUGGUUUUGUAAAUGUAACCUGUUGAUAAACUGCCUCUUUAUCAUGUUUUUGUUAUGCCGUUGCCUAACUUUAAGAAGACUGCCUUAACAGUAAGAGGUACUGUUUAUAUGGAUGUUUUGUAUGUACUGUAUUUGUAUGUAUUGUUUGCAGCUUUGUAACAAUCUUGUCACCGUUUUAAUGUGGGCAUGUGAAGAAGCUUCAGGCAACUCAGAGCACAAAUAUUUUUGUCAUUUUAUUACAAAAUGAUCCGUGUCUUUAUAUGUUUUGAGUAUAAAAUACAGCAUAUUGAUUUAUAUGACAUGAAUAAAGCUAAUAUGCUAACAAUGCAAGGAUAAAGAUAUAAUAACAUAAACAAGGGCAGCAUCACAGAGUUCACAGAUUAAGCACUGCCUUGGAUUUACAUGUCUUUAUUGUACUAACAGUGAAGACCCAGUCCAUGAUGAUAGAUUUAUUUUGCUAUUUUUCCAUUCAGAUGUUCUAAUUUAUUUACUACUUAAAUUACAUGAUUAAAAACAAAAAUUCAAUUCAAUUUCAACGUCACUUAAAAGAGGAAUAUUAAGGAUUGGGCCUUCACUGUGGCAUGACAGCUAAUUAUAAUCUUUUAAUAUAUAAUGUAAGUGUCAAAGUUUGGUGUAGAGUAAUGCCUCGGACUAGAGUUUAUGCUGGAUUUUAUAUGACCAUUUAGUCUUGGAAUUGUUCAAUAUUCAAUAAAUACUAUAGUAUAUAAAAAAAAAAAAAAAACAACAACAACAUGAAACUUGUGUAAAAGUAUUUUUGUAUCAGACACUUGAGUGGCUGUUUGUUCUCUGCGGUGAGAGGAAGAGAAGUUAAAGAGGAAGAUGCGGGUGUGAACUGGGCCUGCAGUCUGUCCGCCGUGGACGUUCAGGAGAGUCCAUCAGUCUUUGAGGGUGAUGAGGUAUGAAGCCAGAGCCAGGAACAACGGGGUGCAGACCAGAAGGCAAACCCACAGGGCGAUGGAAAUGAUGCCACACUUCUUCGCCUUACGGGAAAAGUACUUUGAUCUCUGUUCAUCAGACUCCAUGCUGGCCUGGUGCAGUAAAGACAACAAGAUAUUUUUAAUUCAACACAUAAAAAAGUUCAUGUAAAGCUGCACCAGACAAGACUUAAAAGUUAAAAAAAAAAAAAAAAUACACCCAUCUCAACAGCAAAAAUCACAGGGAAUAUGCAAGUGGUUAAUCAACACUAAAGAGUAUAACAUGGCGUGUCACUGAGUGAGCUCUCCGGCCAAGAGGAGGCAGGGCCGAGUCUGAAAACGGACACCGUGCUGUCUUACGAAAUACUUGUCAGCUGCCAUUUAAUACUGAACAAGUUAUAAAAAUACAUGUUACAGUGACACUUUGUCCCGCGUCAUCACAUCUUCACACACUGGCUACAUGAGUCCCACAUACAGCGAGGCUGCAGUCACCAAGGCUGUUACAGUGAACUAAAACUUGAUGGGAAAUAACAUUGUAGUUAAGGGAAAUAAAACUAAAAAAAA
Myripristis murdjan (pinecone soldierfish) is the source of this 6968-nucleotide messenger RNA. It is a transcript of the gene prr14, whose product is annotated as proline rich 14. The record is from RefSeq and is a predicted model, not a curated record. The transcript is spliced from 11 exons. The coding region runs from base 171 to 4304 and encodes 1377 amino acids. NCBI's taxonomy places the organism in Eukaryota, Metazoa, Chordata, Actinopteri, Holocentriformes, Holocentridae.